UGCAAACGGCCCACACUGAAAUUUCAAUCAUUAAAAAAUCCAUUCCAACAACAACAACAAAAAAUUACAGGUAAACAGCGGUUAAUGUAUUUCCGUAUCCAAAGGUUCCUCCUGGUCUUGGUUUCCAUCCGGAACAUUAAAGCGCCGUACUCGGUCAUCAUGUGUUUUUGGAUGGUUCUCAUAUUGGGACUGUAAUAAGGACCUUCCAUCAUGUUGUGUGUUUCUACGGUAGCUAUACGGAGACCCUUUCAGAACUGUUUACGACAUGGUUUACACUACAAACCCAGUAGAUGUUCACUUAAAUGGCUCCUGGGAAACACAGUCCAAAGAGCUUUGGCGUCCUCUGGACCUGGAACGUCCAGAUCACGAGAAAGAGUCAUCCCUGUUUUCACCAAAGCCUUGGCUUACAAAGACAAAGUGGCCAUUAUAGAUGAGAGCAGGAACCACAGCUAUAGCUGUCUUUACCAUAGCAGCAGAGGAUUAGCAGCACAGAUAUGCCAAGCAUUACCCUGCCACUCAGGAGAUCUACAGGGCAAGCGCAUUUCCGUUCUGUGUGCCAAUGAUGCGUCCUAUACAGUGGCUCAGUGGGCAACGUGGAUGUGUGGUGGCACGGCUGUGCCGCUCUACCGAAAGCACCCAGCGUCUGAGCUUGAGUAUGUCAUCUCAGACUCUCAGAGCUCACUGUUGCUUGCUGGUGAACCUUACACUGUCAUGCUGGAGCCUUUAGCACAGAAACUGGGGCUGCCGUGCCUGCAUCUCCCUCCCACUGCCAGCCUGGACACACUGCAGACAGCAGAGGCACUCUGCCAGUCUGAGGAGGCAAUUUCAGAUUGGGCAGAGAGGCCAGCCAUGAUUAUUUACACCAGCGGAACGACAGGAAGACCAAAAGGAGUUCUGCACACACACAGCAGCCUACAAGCAAUGGUCCAGGCCCUGGUGAGUGAAUGGGCUUGGAGCAGAGAUGAUGUGAUUCUGCACACACUGCCCCUCCAUCAUGUCCAUGGCAUUGUGAAUAAGCUCAUGUGCCCACUGUGGGUUGGGGCCACCUGCAUCAUGCUGCCCGACUUCAGCCCUCAGAAGGUAUGGGAGCUGUUGCUGAGUUCCCAGUCUCCAACGGUGACAGUGUUCAUGGCUGUUCCCACCAUUUACUCAAAACUGAUCCAGCAUUACGACCAGCACUUCACACAUCCACAUGUACAGGACUUCAUCAGAGCUGUGUGUAAAGAGAAGAUCCGGUUGAUGGUGUCCGGUUCGGCUGCACUCCCCCAGCCCGUUCUGGAACGUUGGAGAGAGAUCACGGGUCAUGUACUGCUGGAGCGCUACGGCAUGACUGAGAUCGGCAUGGCGCUGUCCAACCCUCUGAACGGACCACGCAUCCCUGGUGCAGUUGGAACUCCACUCCCGGGCGUUGAAGUGCGAAUCGUCAUGACAAACACAAGCAACACCACCAUCGCCGAGGGCGACAGCAAGCACACGCAGGUAAAGCCUGGGCUGGAGGGGCGGGAGGGUGAGCUGCAGGUUCGAGGCUCCUCUGUGUUUCAGGAAUACUGGAGUAAACCACAGGAGAUGAAGGAUAACUUCACGGAAGAUGGCUGGUUCAAAACUGGCGACACUGCGGUCUACAAAGACGGUGUCUACUGGAUCAUGGGACGAACUUCUGUAGACAUUAUAAAGAGUGGCGGCUACAAGAUUAGCGCUCUGGAUGUGGAGCGCCACCUGCUGGCCCACCCUGACAUCACAGAUGUGGCUGUAAUUGGGGUACGGGACUCCACCUGGGGGCAGAAGGUUGUAGCGGUUGUGCAGAUGAAGAGUGGGAAGACAAUCGGUCUUCCUGAGCUGAAGGCCUGGGCCAGGCUUGCGUCAGAGCGUGGAGCGUGUUGAAUCACGCAGGAGGCUGAUGGUCCCUCUGGGCCACUGCCAAAUCGAUGGAGAUGUUCAAGAACACAGCUUUUUGAGUGAGUACACUUUGGUUUCACUCGCACACAUCAACAGCGGCUCGUGUGCAACUCAGCAGCUGUGUGCUGAUCGUCGGGGCAGCGAUGAAUGAAGGGAUGCAGCUAAAAUGGCUCUCGGCUCACAAACACUGCACGUGGGCAUGAGCUACUGGUUUGUUUGUUGUUGUUUUUUUUAAACCCCACAUCUUUUAGCUCUUUCUGUUUAAUAUCUUUGGGUUUUUUAGUUUCCUUUUGAUGAUUUUACUCACCUGUGUUGUGCCUCAGAUACAAAACUAUUAGGAAACAGCUACAAAUUUCUCUCUCUCUCUCUCUCUCUCUCUUUCUGCAUCAAUUUAUUUACAGUAUGUCUUUUUCUUGCACAUUUGAGUACCUCUGAAUGCUUACAAAAAGCUCCGUAUGGUGUAGGGAUCCGAGUGCCCUGGCUGUGUUUUGUUGGUGGUGUGUGUGUGUGUGUGUAUCUGUUUGUUUGCAUGAGUGUAUACGCUUGAGAAGUUGUGGUGUUGACCUGUCCUUGCUCCUGUCAGCAUAGCCCGAGGUAGUGUAUUACACACAAACACAUCUUAGUGAGCUACUUCUGUGUGUAUUACUGCAGCUCCACACAGGAUGAUUAGAACAUUCAUUUAGCUGAAAUUGCAUUUUAAGAAUUAAAGGCGUUAAUUAGUAAUAAACUGUCUUAAAUGUCCAAUUCUAAAUGGAAUUAAACCCGUUUUGAGCACAGACUGUGGAUAAUAUGCAUGACAGACAGGGACUUUGUAUUAAACUGGGGUGAGGGUGCUUGCUAUUGGUCUGGUAUACACUGAGGUGCAUUGAUAUGGGGAAAUAUGAUCCAGACGUGCUGGAGAAUACUGAAACUAUCCUGCGAUUUCCAAGGAAGAUGCUGUAAUGCGGUUGUUUUUUUCCUAACUGAGAGGAUUUAGACAGUUUUCCUUAUGUGUACUUUUUGUGCGUAUAUUCAGUAAUUUUGGUAAGACAUUGACAAGGUUGUAAAACUGUAUUUAAUGCGCGCACACACACACAACAUGCUGUAUUUUUAUUUACUGUUGCUUUGAAUCAAUUCUAUUUCUAACAUGUGCCUGAAGCAUCUUCAUCACUGAAGCAAACGUGGUGUUCAUAAGCUCUUAACCAUACAUAGUUACAUAGUCCAUGCAAACAAUCUACACAUUAAAAAAGGCUUGUAUAUGGGGGAUAUUACACAGUUGCACAAACAUAUGAAGUUUAUCUUUGAGUGGUAAUGGACAUAUCACGAGUGAGUAAAGUGAACAAGUGAAAUAUUUUUCAACACGAGAAGAUAAACCUCAUAUCUUUGCACCACUGUGUAAUGUUCUUUAUAUUAUAUGGGGGGGGCGGCACGGUGGUGUAGUGGUUAGCGCUGUCGCCU
This is a messenger RNA of Neoarius graeffei (lesser salmon catfish), 3333 nucleotides long. RefSeq names its product acyl-CoA synthetase family member 3 (gene acsf3). The transcript is spliced from 10 exons. NCBI's taxonomy places the organism in Eukaryota, Metazoa, Chordata, Actinopteri, Siluriformes, Ariidae. Gene Ontology annotation, molecular function: medium-chain fatty acid-CoA ligase activity. The coding region runs from base 211 to 1881 and encodes 556 amino acids. Gene Ontology annotation, biological process: fatty acid metabolic process. The record is from RefSeq and is a predicted model, not a curated record.